AUGGCGAUGGAUGGUGUGUUUCGGCAGGGAAGGAUUUCUGUCCUCGCCCUCGCAUGCCUGUGGCUCGUCUCCUGCAGCCAUGGCGCUCAAGACUUCCGUGUGCUCCAGGAGUUCUCUCCUCGUCCUGCGCUUGCUUAUCUCAACUUCUCCUUCAACGCCGACGCCUUCGUAGCAUGCAGGCAGCGCGUCCUGUCGUUGGUGAUGGCAGGAGAGAAGGCGAGGACAGGGGAGGAGGUGGAGGUGGAGGUGGAGGUGGAGGUGGAGUUUGCUGUCUUGAACCUCAUCAUGGGAGAAUCUGCCGGACGUGUCCUCGUGUUCUUGGAUGGUAUAAACGUCGGAGAAUGUCCAGCUCAGGUGUGCAGCAUCAGGAUCGCCGGAGGGGCUCUGGGGGCAGGAAGCAGCCGCGAGCUUCUCCUGUCCUUCAUUGCGUCCGAGCAGACGCUGGCGGCUCAGGUGGCUGUCGCUCUUGGGACGACGAUCCAGAUCGAGCUCGAGCAGCGGGGGGGGAACGGGGACGGAGGAGCAGCAGAGCGACUGAGAGCAGGGGAAAGGUUCAAUGCACUUCCCGAGGGACGGGAGGGCAAGCUAGAGGAGCCAGAGAGGCUUGCAGGGGAGGGGGAGAGCCAUCAGGUUCAGAACGACUUCAUGAGGGAUUUCGUUUCCUCACACUUCAAUAUCCGUCGGGUCCUGGAGAUUGGGUUCCAUGCAGGAAAGUCGUCCAGGGCCUUGUUGGCGGCAAGGCCAGACGUGCAUGUCACUUCCUGCGACAUCGGCCGCCAUGGCCACGAGGAAGCGUUCUGGACCUUUACCAUCAACCAGUUCCCUCGCCGCCACUCGCUCGUCGUCGGUGACUCGGCACGAGCCAUCCCAGCGUUUGCAAGGAUGAACCAGCUUCAAACCUUCGACCUCUUCUUCGUCGACGGCGGACAUACGCUGGAGCAGGCGCACUCGGACAUGAUCAACUGCCAGGCACUGGCAAGGAGGAGAGCAGGGGAGGAAGCGUCUUCCGUCGUGAUGAUGGACGACUUGACCCCCUGGGUCUACUGGGGACGGGGCCCGACAGCAGCAUGGGAGCGGGCGAUGGAGGAGGGAGUGAUCGAAGGGGUGGAGUUCUACAGGCAGAAGACGACAGAGGAGCUGCUGUGUGUCUCCGAUGAGGAGAGAGGAGCUGGAGCUGGAGCUGGAGCUGGAGCUGGAGCUGGAGCUAGAGCUGGAGCUGGAGCAGCAGGGGGGAACGAGGAGGGGACAUGCAACAACACGAUCGGGUGGGUGAGGAUGAGUGCGAAAGAGUUCGAGGAGCUGAAGGAGAGGUACGGGGAGCUGCGCAGCUCUUUCAACGGAUCGGACGAGCAGUUCGAGACUAUCAAGGUGUGGGCUGUUGGGAAGUUCACUGGGAGGGGUGGGGAGAGGGAAAGAGUCGAGCCUUUCGUGAUGGAGGUGAAGCACGAGGGAGCGAUGUUGAAGUCCGAUGAGGGAGAGGCAGGGAGGCAGGAGCAGGGAAGUGCGCAGACUUUGGGUGAGAGGUCAAGGGGAGGACAGGAGGUUGGGGAUGGAGUUGCGGUCUGCGUGAUCGGCAAGGAAGAAGAGAUCGACGCUCUCCUGCUCGCUACUUCCACCAUCGUCAGCAUGUUGCCAGGGUGGUCAUUACAGAUAUUCUACAUCGGGAAAUUUGGAGAGGAGCUCAAAGUCCGAAUGAAGCCUAUGCUGCAGCUGCAGGAUAUGCAGGAGAAAACUAGCUUCAUCGAGAUCCCCGAGCGCGUCAACGAACGCUUCCUUCGCAACGAGACGAGCAACGAGCUCUGGCACUCGCACCACGACCAUCCCGAUGGAGGGAUGAAACUGCUGUGCGAGCGGGGAAUUCACUACGACACGCUCCUCAAGACGCGAUGGUUCUGGGAGCAGGUGGAGCAAGAGAAGGUCCUGAUCUAUCAGGCCGACAGUCUGUUGUGUAGAGAUGCAGAGCUUGACAUCGAAGCUUUCCUCGAGUUCGACUAUGUCGGGGCCCCGUGGAGGCAGGGGGCAUGCCCACACGACAACGACAGGAGUGUUUCGAUUUGCAUGCAUGACUUCAUCCAGAUGGUGGACGACGCUGGUUUCUUCAUAGACAACUACUCGCUGCCGCAAGGGCAGGGAGGGAACGGAGGAUUAUCCUUCCGCAAGAAAUCCAAGAUGCUCGAGAUCAUCGAGAGGUGCAAGUAUUCUUUAUCCAUGGACUGGAACGAAGACGUUUUCUUCUCCUUCCCCUGCCCUGGCGUUCAGAUUCACCUCCCUCCGCUCGACGUAGCUGUUAAGUUCAGCGUGGAGAGCGGGGAGCUCUUCGAACGACCCUUCGGCCUCCAUAAGCCUUGGCGGCACAGAACGAGUUCCGAUCUCAAGGUCCUCACCCGAGCAUGUCCAGAGCUGCCAGUGCUCGCGGGGUUGUGCAAAGUCAGCUUGCAAGAAUGA
This is a messenger RNA of Guillardia theta CCMP2712, 2445 nucleotides long. RefSeq lists its product as hypothetical. Bases 1 to 2445 code for a protein of 814 amino acids. The record is from RefSeq and is a predicted model, not a curated record. The transcript has 13 exons. NCBI's taxonomy places the organism in Eukaryota, Cryptophyceae, Pyrenomonadales, Geminigeraceae.